Molecule: messenger RNA, 793 nt
Organism: Daphnia pulex (common water flea)
Lineage: Eukaryota; Metazoa; Arthropoda; Branchiopoda; Diplostraca; Daphniidae
Product: 40S ribosomal protein S9-like
Exons: 4
Coding region: 127-711 (194 amino acids)
Biological process (GO): translation; positive regulation of translational fidelity
Cellular component (GO): cytosolic small ribosomal subunit
Molecular function (GO): rRNA binding; structural constituent of ribosome
Source: RefSeq, a predicted model, not a curated record
GCGCGCACUAUAGUAUUUGGUCAGACAAGGCUUCCAUAUUUUAUAAAAGUUAGUAGUCAUUACUUUUUGUCUUCCAUUCGCUCUCGCCUGCUGGAAGUUGCAGUUGUGCUGGCUGAAGAGUAAAAAAUGGUGAACCAUCGUGCUCCCUUGGUCCAGCGGAAGGUGUGCGUGGCACCUCGCCGCCCUUUCGAAAAGGCUCGUUUGGAUCAAGAACUCAAGUUGAUUGGUGAAUAUGGUCUGCGUAACAAGAGGGAAGUUUGGAGGGUCAAGUACACUUUGGCCAAGAUCCGUAAAGCUGCCAGAGAGUUGCUCACUCUUGAUGAGAAGGAUGGCAAACGUCUGUUUGAAGGUAAUGCCCUUCUUCGUCGGUUGGUCCGCAUUGGUGUGUUGGAAGAGGGACGCAUGAAGCUCGAUUACGUGCUCAGCUUGAAGGUUGAAGACUUUUUGGAGCGUCGCCUGCAGACCCAAGUUUUCAAAUUGGGUUUGGCUAAAUCGAUUCACCACGCCCGUGUUCUCAUCCGCCAGCGACACAUCCGUGUUCGCAAGCAGUUGGUGAACAUCCCCAGCUUCAUCGUCCGUUUGGAUUCGCAGAAGCACAUCGACUUUGCCCUCCGAUCGCCGUUCGGUGGCGGCCGUGCUGGUCGUGUCAAGAGGAAGAACUUGAAGAAGGGCACGGAUGGCGGAGAUGGUGGUGAAGAGGAUGACGAGUAGAACAUUCGCCCCCUGUUCACUUGAUUUGAGCCUCGUAUUGUAUCUGUUCUUGUGAUCAGUAAUACAAUUUGUGCGCUUGAAA